This is a messenger RNA of Penicillium subrubescens, 1398 nucleotides long. Its product is annotated as putative neutral amino acid permease. Bases 1 to 1398 code for a protein of 465 amino acids. Gene Ontology annotation, biological process: amino acid transmembrane transport. The transcript is spliced from 3 exons. Gene Ontology annotation, molecular function: amino acid transmembrane transporter activity. The record is from RefSeq and is a predicted model, not a curated record. Lineage: Eukaryota; Fungi; Ascomycota; Eurotiomycetes; Eurotiales; Aspergillaceae. Gene Ontology annotation, cellular component: vacuolar membrane.
AUGUCGAAUUCGAACGAUGAUAUUAAGGAGACACCUGGCUGCACCGACUUGUCUACUACCGAGACGGGAAAGGCAGAGGUUGAAGAUCACUAUGAAGUUUUCAAAAGGGGUGAAGGCCAGGUUGACUUUCGUACUGUGAGCUGGAUCCGGGCAGGGAUUAUUUUCUUGAAAAUUAUCUUCGCUACCGGUGUACUUUCAAUCCCAUCCCUGAUGUACGAACUCGGGGCCUUUCCCGGCGCCGUGAAUGUCAUCGGAUGGACUCUCCUGAAUACCUACUGCGCCAUUGUACAGGGCAACUUCCGCAACCGCUAUCCCGGCUGCCACUCCAUCGCAGAUAUGGCCCAAGUAGUCGGCGGCCCUAUAGUCAAAGAGCUAGUUGGGUUUCUCUUCACAGUCAGCUACGUGAUUGUGGCUGCAUCUGGCAUUAUCGGUGUAUCGACUGCCCUAAAUGCGCUCUCGCUGCACUCUACAUGCACCGUCUGGUUCAGUUUCAUCGCGACCAUCAUCAUUGCUGGAUGUGCGAGUGUACGCAAGUUUUCGCAUAUUGGCUGGCUGACCUGGGUCGGCUUUGCCAGUGUGUAUAUUGCCGUGUUUAUCAUUGUAAUUGGCGUGGCCACCCGAGAUCGCCCUGCGGCUGCACCACAAACAGGCGAUUAUGACUUUGGAUACCGGGCGAUCGGAAACCCCAGCUUUACGACUGGGAUCACCGCUGCAGCCACGAUCUUUGUGUCGAGCGCCGCAACCUCGGCUUUCCUACCUGUUAUCUCCGAGAUGCGCAAGCCCAAGGACUAUCCGAAAGCCGUCUAUCUCAGUAUGAGCCUCGUAACCGCAUCUUACCUGACAUUCAGUCUGGUGAUCUAUGCGUGGUGCGGAAAAUGGAUCGCAUCUCCAUCCCUCGGCAGCGCUGGAACGACCGUUAAACGCAUCGCAUAUGGAAUUGCCCUACCUGGUCUGAUUAUCAGCGGCUGUUUAUACAUACACGUCGCGGCUAAGUAUCUCUUCGUCCGAAUUCUGCGCAACUCGCGCCAUCUGCAGGUGAACACGAUGGUCCACUGGGGAACCUGGCUUAGCUGCACGAUCGGAAUGGCAGCAAUCUCGUUUAUCUUGGCUUGCGCGAUUCCUAUCUUCAACUACGUGUUGGCUCUGGUGGGUGCAUUGUGUUUUGCGCCGUUGGCUAUUAGUCUUCCUGGAUGGCUAUGGUUGUAUAGUCAUGGUGAAUACUUAAAGGGGAAUUUUUUGCGGAAAGCCAUGUAUGCUGCACAUAUCUUGCUGGUCUUGCUAGGAGCUUUUAUGACUGUGGGAGGAACGUAUGGGGUGAUUGUUCAGAUUAAAGAGGCGUAUGCUGAUGGACAGAUCUCCUCUGCGUUUUCGUGCGUUGACAACAGUGGCUCGACCUGA